ACAGCUGUGCGUCGGGCAAAUCCCCUCUGAAUAUAUAUGUGUAAUUAAGAGAAUAUGAGUUUUGAUUUAAUUCUUGAUGAAAUUGGAGAGUUUGGUGUAUGGCAGGUUUUAGUGUGUGGUAUUCUCUGGGUACCUCCUAUAGUAGGGGGGAUACAUGUACUCAUGUAUUCGUUUACAGGUUUUAUCCCUGAGAAGUUCCGUUGCCAGAUACCAGAAUGCGACCUAGACAACUUUACAUUUACAGAUUACAGUCCUUCAGAUAUAUUUCCUAGAGAUGAGGAUGGAGAUUAUGAUUACUGUUUUUACAAAACCCCAACUAUUAAUCCUGUUGAUGGGUCCUGCUCCUUCAAUAAUGAAGAUCCUUUCAUACCUUUCAUAAGUUGUCCCGAUGGAGCCAAGUUUGCUUAUGGAGAAUUUGAGUUUAAAGAUACCCUGGUGACAGAGCUGAAUCUUGUCUGUGGGGAGGGGUGGAAGGUUGCUUGGGUUGGUAGUGCAUACAUGUUCGGUUUAAUGGUUGGAAGCUUUCUUUGUGGAUUCUUAGCAGAUAAAUUUGGCAGGAAAAUUGCUCUCCUGAUUGCAAUCAUCAUUUCUUCUUCCGGAUCCCUGGUCGGAGCUUUUAUGCCGGAAUACUAUUCUUAUCUAUUCUCCAG
Messenger RNA from Eurytemora carolleeae, 650 nucleotides. Its product is annotated as solute carrier family 22 member 1. Gene Ontology annotation, cellular component: membrane. The record is from RefSeq and is a predicted model, not a curated record. Gene Ontology annotation, biological process: transmembrane transport. The transcript has 6 exons. NCBI's taxonomy places the organism in Eukaryota, Metazoa, Arthropoda, Copepoda, Calanoida, Temoridae. The annotation marks the transcript as partial. Gene Ontology annotation, molecular function: transmembrane transporter activity.